Messenger RNA from Pichia kudriavzevii, 6882 nucleotides. RefSeq lists its product as uncharacterized. Gene Ontology annotation, molecular function: molecular adaptor activity. Lineage: Eukaryota; Fungi; Ascomycota; Pichiomycetes; Pichiales; Pichiaceae. Bases 1 to 6882 code for a protein of 2293 amino acids. Gene Ontology annotation, biological process: nuclear-transcribed mRNA catabolic process, deadenylation-dependent decay. The transcript is spliced from 2 exons. Gene Ontology annotation, cellular component: P-body; CCR4-NOT core complex. The record is from RefSeq and is a predicted model, not a curated record.
AUGGAAACUAACUUUACAGCGAGUUCGCCUAUUCUAAACAACAUCCAAUCAAUCGCAUCAUCUCCAUUGUCAAAAGAUCUUAAUAGGGCUAUAAUUUCUCAAUUGUCCAUACUAAUUACAAAUUUAAAUAGCUCUAAUUAUACUGAAGUCAGUUCCAAGAUCGACUCCAUUUUAAAUAAAUAUCAAGAGGCUAUACCUACUUUCCUAAGAAGAUUAAUCAAUCAAUCAUCUGCAGAAAUCCUAGAAUCAGAAUCAUAUAAAAGUUCCAAUUCUUAUAAUCUAAAAGUCUUACGUAACCAGUUAAAAAGACUCACAUCUACAGAUUUAAAUAAAGUGAAAUUUAUUUCCGAAGCUUUAUUGACCCCAGAAUCUCAAUUUGUUUUAUUUUCAUUAGAGAAGUUUUUAGCCUUUUUUGAAUUAUCAAAUUCGGAAUCCUUAUUGAUUUCUUUAUCGAUUGAAGAAUUCAUUGUUAAUCACAACUUAAAGGAGAAAAACAGUUCAUUAUUAAAGGAGUUACCUGAUCUUUAUAUCAAAUAUUCAGCGGGCUUUAUUGAGUGGUUAAGUUUACUAGAAAGCACAAAUACCACAUCAAAGGUUGACUUAUUAACUUUUCUGAAAUUAUUCCUAAAUUCUGAAAUUUUCUCAGUUCCUCAUAAGUUUAUAGUUUUAACUCAGAUUUCCAAGACCUUCAAAUCUGACAACACUCCAAGUCACAAAGCAAACACAAAACUUCCAUUUCAAACAAACUUUGAUAAACUCAACACCAUAAUCAACAAAUUUUUAGACAAAGUGAGAAAAAUGAGCAUCGAAAAACUAGUCUUGGAAUUUUGUAAUACAAAGUCCUCACCUGAAAGAUUAUUAACCGAUCUGCUAUCCAUUCAGCCGGAGGAGAAUAUUGAUGCACCGGUUUGGAUUCUAUUAUCCGAAACCUUAUUACCCGGUUUUUACUCAAAGAAAGUUAACAAUAACGAGCACACCAGCAGUAAUGCAUCUGAUGAAAACACACUGUCUCUUUUAACUGCAGAUACUUUACCAGAGGCUACUGCUAGAGGCUCGAGGAUGUUACAAGUAAUAAAUAAAUUUAAAGAUUUGGUUAACUGGGAUGUUGUCUUCACUAAUAUCAUAUCCAACUGGGAUCAAGGAUUUACCAUAUCAGCAAUAUCGCUAUCGCAAUUUCUGUCAUCCAUUAAUUCCGACAAGUUGAUAGACCAGUUCCUAAUGAAGGUUUGUGAAUCCUCUAAAAUUCCAAUUUUAUCACAAUUACUAAUUCAAUUGAAUAGCUUAGACCCAAAUGUUGGUGCUAUUGAUAUCUUCAGGUUGAAUUUAAAGCCUAUCCUUGAGACCGAAACCAAUUCUAGAAAUCUUCUAUUGUACUACAAAUCAAUAACGAUGUUGGAAGUAAAAACAGUUUCUUUGUUGAGUUUCAAGAAGAUCAAUGAUAAUAUCGUAUCUCAAAUUUUCAACAAAGAUUUAAGAAUUGCACCCGAAUACAUGAUAUUAGCUUGCUUGCAUUUGCAGCAUCGAUUCCCAAAAGCAGAGGAAAAUGAUAUCAUUGUCAAUAUCAUGCAGAACUUUUUCAUCAAUUUACUUGAUGCUAACUCUCCCUAUCUUACUGCCGUUUUUGCAUUAUUCGAAGAAUUAAAUGGCAAAGAACUUGGAAGGUUACUAUUAAAAUACUUAGAGCUUAGGAAGAACCCUGAGAAUAUUCAUAAGGUUGCAAGCUUAACGGCCUCAUUUAAAGAUGACACUGUUGUCCAAUCAAUAUUAUCAAGCUGUACUGACUUCCACGAAAGUUUUACAAUUGCAGUUGUUUUCUCACAAUAUGGUUGGAAACAUUUCAAGCAAUUUAUUUUAGACAAGUUGGAGGUCGAUCAUUUAUCAGUUUUAACAACAAUCUUGAAUUAUCUAGAAACUCAGGCUAGAAUUGAAUAUGAAAACACGCAGCAGGGAAAAAAAGACAUCAGAUCCUUAAAUAUUGAAACCAUUUAUUUCUUAAUGACUGCUCUGUCAACCGAAAAACUGCCUAAGGAGUUAUUUGAGCGGACUAGAAACUUACAGACUUUAUGUCUACAAGCUUAUCCUAGGUUGAUUAAUUUCGGACAAGGGCACGAUUCAGCAAUUAUGAUGAAUGGCGAUAGUAACUCAUUCUCUAUUGAAGUUGAAAAGGAGAUGAAAUUGUAUUAUCAGAGGAUGUACAAGAAAGAAAUAGAAAUUAAGGAUGUCGUUUUGAUUUUACAAAAACUGAAGAAUUCUGAUAAUCCAUAUGAACAAGAUGUCUUUGCAUGCAUGAUACAUUCCCUACUAGAUGAAUACAGAUUUUUCCCAGAAUACCCGGUUGACGCCUUGGCCACUACCUCGGUUUUAUUUGGUAAUGCCAUUGUUUCAAAACUUUUAGAAGGUCCGGCCCUCUCUAUUGCGUUGCGCUACAUACUAGAAUCAGCUAGAGAACCUAUGCAAUCCAAAAUGUUUAAGUUUGCUGUUCAAGCGUUAUAUUCAUUUAUGAAGAGAUUGCCAGAGUUUCCAAAGUUCUGCUCAAUACUAUGUGAGAUUGAAUCUUUAAAAUAUCACACCGACCUAUAUGAACUUUGCAAACUAAUCUCUAGUGGUAAACCCUUACCACCUGGUUUCAAUGACGAACCUGUUUCUGAAGACCAGGGGUUGAAAAACAACAUGUUGGAAGAAGAUGUCGAAAUAGUCUCUAAAUACGCUUCGAUUACUAUUCCCGAUAUAUCGUAUAACGUUGUGGUUCAAGAGGUCCCACCACAAGAAGUUUCGGAUAGAAUUUUAUUUAUGGUUAAUAAUGUCAGUGAGAAUAACUUAACUUCAAGAAUUGAUGAAAUGAAGGGCUUGUUAACGCCAAAUCAUCAUAAAUGGUUUGCCAAAUAUCUAGUCAAUCAAAGGGCUAAAUUAGAGUUAAACAAUCAACAUAUUUAUGCCACUAUUGUUGGAGGCUUGAAAUCACAAAACUUAUACAGUUAUGUUGUUAUUGUCACGAUCAGACAAAUCACUAUCUUAUUGAAUAAAACCGUUGGUGACUCCAAUCAGGGGUUGACUUCAUCCGAGAAAAAUCACUUGAAAAACUUAGGUUCUUGGUUAGGUAGAAUUUCGUUAGCCAAUGAUCAUCCAAUUCUAAGAAAAGACAUCUCUUUCAAAAACUUGCUAGUUGAAGGUUACCAUCAAAGAAGCCUGGAGUAUGUUACCCCUUUGGUCUGUAAAGUUUUAGAUCAUGCAAAAUCCUCUAAAGUCUUUUGUUAUCCAAACCCUUGGUUAUUAGGUAUUCUUCAAGUUCUAAAGGAACUCUAUGAGAUUGCUGACUUAAAGUUGACACUCAAAUUUGAGAUUGAGGUUUUAUGCAACGAAUUGAAUAUUAAAUUGGACCAUAUUGAAUCCUCACAUACUAUAAGAAACUCCAAACCUGAGGAUAUCGAGUCACUGAUUCAUUCACAAAAGCUUAUUUCGAAUAUGACAGUCAUGGCGCUCAACCCGAAGAGGGGAAUACCUGCGAUAACACCAACUUUUGAGUUGUCUAGCUUAAAUGGUAGUAACUCUCUACUACUAUUACAACAACAACAACAGCAGCAGCAGCAGCAAUUGGCUCUCCUUCAACAGCUGCAACAGCAGAGGCUACUAGCACGUUCUGGUAUUCAAAAUUCUCCUGUUGUUUCGAAUCUUACUCCUUUAAGCCAGCAGACUAUUUUGCAGCAACAAGCCCAAGCUCAAACCCAGCAACAGUCUCAACAAGUACAACAACCGUCGCAGCAAGUGCAAGCCUUUGAUAAUCUUUUGGGCGAGACUGUUUUUGUUACACACCCUGCAUUAAAACGUAUCUUCCAACUGUCUCUUGCGAAAGCGGUUAAAGAUUUGUUACCACCAUUAGUUCAUAGAACAAACACUGUUUGUGUGGUUACCACAAAAGCGCUUAUUCAAAAAGAUUUUGCCUUUGAAGUUGACGAAACAAAAUUUAGAAAAGCUUAUAUCAAUACCAUCAGGCAUUUUGCGGAUCAUCUUAUUAUUGCAUCAUCUGCUGAUCUAGUUCGGGAUACUAUUCAAUCGAACAUACAUCAAUACUUACAAGUUUACGUUAACGAUGCAGCUUUUGCAGAACAAAUUCCAAUUGCAGUUAACGAUAAUCUGAAUUUGGCAUUGUCAAUUAUUCAAAAAGCAACUAUUGAAAAGGCUGUAAGUGAUAUGGAUGAAGCUAUGCUGCCUGCUUUGGCAUUGCGUAGACAAUUUUCCAUCACUUCACCUAAUCAACUGUUCUGUGAUACUCAAAAUGCUUCCAAAUAUGCAAUGUCUUUACCAGAGCCAUUAGGUAUUAAGCCGGGUGGUGUUAACGCUGAACAAUUCCGUAUUUAUGAGGAAUUUGGUAAAGGUGACAAUCGUCUAAUUGAUGCUAGUUUGCCUAGAGCGGAAGGAGUCCUAAACCCUGCUGAAGUAUUUGAAGGCGACUCAAAGGAAAAAUUGCUUCAAAAGCAGUUAUUGUUGCAACAGCAGCAGCAGCUUCAACAACAACAGCUCCAACAGCAAUUACAACAACAACAAUUAGAACAAAUGAGAAGUGUACAACCUCAAUUACCUCCUAACGUUCUAGAACAAUCCAUCGCAUUUAUUAAUCAACAUUUUGAAACAAUCAUCAAGGCGACUCAAGAGCUUUCAGAUAAGGAUCUCAAGUUAUCUAGUGAUACAUCUGAAAUCGAGCCAAUUAAGAAUAUGCUAAUGGAAAUUGUGCAAACUUUGACAAGGUUGUCUCAACAAAAACUGUAUUUAGAGUACGCACAAAUGUCGAUCAACACUUUAUUCAGCGUUAAGGAACCCUCUCAGUUGUUUGUUGAUGUUUUUGUCUUUUUGAUUGGUAGUAUUUGUGAUUCUUCGCCUUUUGUUGUUAGAUUUAUUAGCACCUGGUUGUUUCAUUCCGCGGAUGAACGGAAACUAAAUCCAAAGAUCUUGAAAACCUUUAUUCUGGAAGGAUUCAUAUCACUUAGUGACAUUUCAUAUGCAAUUUGUAAACAUAUUGAAGUGACCAAAGAUUCCAAGUGGAUAUCUGCAGCUUGUGAUAUCAUUUCGGACUUUGUGUUUGGUGCAGAACCUAUUGCGUUAAGGUCAGAUUUUAUUCAGAUCAUCUCGUUACUUGAGCGCUCUGAUGAUACCAUAAAGAAUUCCGAAAAAGUUCAGUCACUUUUCAAGAAAUUGGAAUCUUCAGGUGACGAUGCUAUUAAGAAAUUAAAAAAUGGUUUACUUGCCACUUCGAAUUUGAAGGAAUAUAUUGCAUAUAUGUUUUCUGAGUGGACUAAAAUUUACAAGUUUUCUGGUGAAUCCAAAUUACAGCUUGCAUUCAUGUCUCAACUAGUCGAUUCGGGCAUUUUUAAUACUCCAGAUUUAUUUGCUCAGUUUUUUACAGUUGCAACGGAGGUUUGUGUUGAUGCAUUUGUUAAGGAGACUGACAAUUUAAAGAGGGCAUCCAUCGACUCAUACACUGCAGUUGACUCUUUGGCAAAACUUGUGAUAAUUUUAUUGUCGAUACAAAGUGACGAAACUGAGGAUAAUAAGAAAAGGAUCGAAUUUUUUACGAGAUUCUGCUCUGUUUUUAUUUUGGCUUUCUCAAAUGAUCAUGAAAUCAACAAAGCAUCCUUCAAUGAAAGGCCAUAUUUCCGGUUUUUUUCUACCUUGCUAUCAGAAUUGUCGCUUUUGAAGAAUAAAAGGUUCAAGCCGUAUGCAAUUGGUGAAGCUGAUGAGAAGAAGUUCAAUUGUAUGUUCAAAGAAUUGUAUAAGGUUUUGGCUGAUAUUCUUUUGUGUUUACAACCUACUGCUUUUCCAGGUUUUACCUAUGCAUGGAUAUGCUUGAUUUCUCAUCGUAUGUUUAUGCCAAUGAUUCUAGAACUUGGUGAAACUGAUAGUGAAUGUUCUGAAAAGUUUUGUUCAUUGUUAGUUGCUUUAUUGAGAUUUGAAAGUGGAUUUGUGAAAGGAAGUAUUAUACCGGACUCUGUUAACGUCAUCUACAAGGGUACCAUUAGAGUUUUCACGGUUCUACUACAUGAUUUCCCCGAAUUUUUGGCUCAGUGGUUUAAUCCACUAUUAAGUGCUACUUCGUUUACUUUUAUUCAAUUAAGGAAUAUUAUUUCAUCAGCGGUUCCAUUUGACAUCAAAGUACCUGACCCAUUUCAACCAGGAUUGAAGGUUGAUAGAUUGCCAGAAACUUAUAUCGCGCCUGUUAUUGGAUCUGACCCAAGUCAGCCAUUGCUGAAGAAGAAUUGCAAGAAGACUCUUGACAAUUACCUAAGGAUCCCCUCAAACUCCUUACUAAGACAACUUUUGCUUGUUUUAGAACUAAAUGAGCCUGUGAGUGAAGGUGGAAUUGGCUUCAGGAAAAUCAGAUAUGAUAUUCCGUUGAUCAACUCCUUAGUUCUUUACACAUGCAUCUCUUAUGUUGAAGAAAGAAGUCGGAAUAAUUUUACUUUCAACCCACAUUCUUCGCAAGUCUCUUUGCUAGUUUCCUUGAUGCAAGAAGGCGAUGUCGAGCUACAGUUUUUGAUUUUGCAAGCAAUUGCUAACAAUUUAAGAUAUCCGAAUUCGCACACACACUGGUUUAGCUGUGUUGUUUUGCAUUUCUUCAGCUCAAAGAAUUUAUGGGGAGAGAAGAAAGAAGAUAUUCAACAAUUAAUCACUAGAGUUUUAUUAGAGAAGAUUAUUUGUAACAAGCCACAUCCAUGGGGAUUGUUGGUUACUUUUAUUGAGCUGCUAAAGAAUAAAGACUAUGACUUCUCGAACCUAUCAUUUACCAAAAUAACUCCGGCGGUUGGCAAUGUGUUAGGUGCAUUAAUUUCCCACGCCAAUAGUUCUAAUACAGCUGUUUAUUCUGACCAGGAUGUUUCUGCUAAUUCUUAG